ACCGAAUUUAUGGGGGAUACUCGUAGAUGUGCAUGACUUUGAGAUCGUACAAAAUCUGUACCUCGAGGAAAAUAAUAAUAAAUUUCUGAUACAACUAGGUACAAGUACAACAAACUUCAAGGAAAUGUAGUAGUUAGUGCACAAUCUCAUCUCCGUGACGCAGCAUAUUCCCUUGUUUGUAAACAGUUAAUUGUUUAUGUAUAAACAAUUAUAUACUUUCCUUUGUCCCGCCUGUUGUAAUUGUAAGCAAAAUGUUUUCAAUUGGAGAACGGUCGUACGGGGUCUGGUAAGGGACGUGUAGCGCGAUAAAGCGCUUUAUCAAGAGCUUGCCGAAGAUCGAAGGCUAGGGGCUGGGGUCGGCGCGCCGCGUGCGCACAGUCCGCUCGCGGCGCUCGGCCUCCUCGCACCGCCGCGCGCGCCGCCUCUCACCUCUGGCGACAGCCGUCAACAUGCCGCUCAACGAUAGAGAUGUGUCGUGGGUCGGGCGGUGGUGGCGGCCGCUAGUAGCCGAGCUGCUGGCCACGGCGCUGCUGGUGCUGCUGGGGCUGGCGUCCGCGCUGCCGGUGCGCGCGCCGCCGCCGCUCACGCACCCCGCGCUCGCCUUCGGCUUCAUCAUCGUGGUGAAUGCGCACGUGUUCGGGCCCAUCUCCGGCGCGCACAUGAACCCCGCCAUCUCUCUAGCCGCCGUGCUGUAUGGACAGAUGGAAGUCAUAGUCGCGCUAGCGUACUUCGUCGCUCAGACCAUCGGCGCUCUCCUGGGCUUCGGCGCGCUGGUGUGGAUCGCCCCGGCGGAGGCGCUGCGGGGCGCGGCGGGCUGCACGGUGCCGGCGGGCGGCGCGGCGGCGGGCGCGGCGCUCGAGGCGCUGCUCACGGCGCUGCUGGCGCUGCUGGCGUGCGCGUGCUGGGCGGCGCACGACCCCGCCCGCCCCGACCACACCGUGCCCCUCAAGUUCGGCUUGGGCGUCGCGGGACUCAUCUACGCUGGGGGCCCCAUGACGGGCGCCAGCCUCAACCCGGUGCGAUCCCUCGCGCCCGCCGUCUUCAUGAACGAGUGGACUCAUCACUGGGUGUACUGGGUGGGUCCGCUGGGCGGCGCGGCGCUGGCGGCGCUGUGCCACCGCUUCGUGCUGCGCCCGCGCGCGCCGCCGCCCGCGCGCCGCGCCGACCAGCUGCCGCUCCGCGACAAGCCGGCCGCGUGACGCCCGCGCCGCUAGCUACUCAACUCACCGCUUCCGCUCUCUGAUAAAGCGAGUGCGUUACCGCAGCAAAAUGUAGACAGUUUUCUACAAACCUGUGGGGUUAUUGACACACUUAAAUAAGACAAAUGUGCGUAAAUAACUCCUGUUAAAAGUUAAAAGUCUCUUGUGUUAGAAUAACAAAUGACGUUGUUCGUUUUUAUGUCAUCCUAUUCUAUUUUUAUUUUCUAAUAUUAUAAAUGGGAAAAUUUGUAAGAAUGUGUGGAUGUGUGCUUGUUACUCUAUCACGGAAAAACUGAACAGUUUUUCAUAAAACUUCUCGUAGGUAAGCUUAGAUAUUGGAAUAACAUUAUAAGUAAUUUGUUUACUUAACUGUAUGCUAUUAAAUGAAUACGCAUGCUGUGUUCGUUCAUAGAAGGAUGUUGAAAUUUAAAAACAUGUAUAAUUUUGCUUGUCAUGAUAAGAGUAUCAUUGUAUCAAACAGUUUGCAAACCAUAAAAAUAACGUUGAAAAAAACUUAUAAUUUAGCUUAAAGGCGAACGAAAUUGCGAGCAUACAGUAAGUAGUAUAUAGCGAUUAUAUAGAUUCAUUCGGAAAAAACUGAGUUUUUUUAUUUUUAUCAGGAAAUGUUUUCCAGUUUUGAAAACUACAAAUUUCACGAUUUUUGUGUACGGUUCAAAAUGCAUAUCUACAUUUUGCUGCCGUGGUAACGCACCGGUCUCCAUGUUGGUAUCUUUUAUUUACUGUCAAUAAACAGUUAAACGUCAGAAAAUUAAGGUAGCACACAUCAAAGUUUUUGCACCUAGUAAGUGGCUAUUCUAGGACAGUGCUUUCUGUGUAUACAUAAACAUCUCAGGCUUAUUAAAUGUAAAUAGUUUGAUGAACUAAGACCGAUAGAACACACGAUAAAACAAUUCAAGUUCAUAAUUACUUAUGUAGCUGCAGGAACUGUUAACGUAAAAAAAUAUAUUUAGCAAUGGACUGAAGGUAAAACUCAUAUACAUAUGUAGGUAAUUGGGAUAAACGUGUGCUUGUACAAACUUACUGUGUACCGAAUCAUUUAUAAUCUUUUAUCGCGGUUAUCGAAUCGAAUUGUUAAUAUACAAAAUUAACUUUAGGUAGGUAUGUAUCCGUAAUGAGUAGGGUUUCCUGUUAACUAAGUUUCAGUUACCUUUAGGUAUAAUAACUUUUCUCCUCCUAAAAUAAUUAGGAGUGCAUUCUCUAGCAGUCUUUGCUCACACUAAUAAGAAUGUUUACACAACAUAACAUUUUCUUACAUAUUUUUUUAUUAUGUUAUCGCCAUACAAAUCAAAUAAAAAGACUGAUGUACAAUUAUUAUUGUGUAUAAACUCCAUAAUGAGUACCUAGUUGUGAACAGACUACCUGUAGUUUUGGACUGGAUUGGCGAUUUGCCUUCUAGAUAGGAAUAUUACUUAGGUACAUAAACUUAAUAAACAAACUGCACCUUGCUGUAAUCACAACCAUAUUAAGUAAUAGCAAUUUUGUCACCCAAUGGGUAAUAUCGCUAUAAGUAUGUGUAGAUAUACUUACUCAUAGUAUAGAGAACUUUUAGAUGUCUAGAAUAAAUUUUAGAUUUAUACGUUUGUUAAAUCGAUGAUGCAUGCAUUUAUUUAUUCACUUUACUGAAACUUGUAAAGAAAGAUAAUGUUCUAUGAAGUAAAACUGCACUUAUUCUAAAUAAUCACUGCACUUAUAUAUUUGUACUCAUUGACAUUUAAUGUGUUAUAUAAAUUACAAAAUUAAUAUGAACUUAAAACAUUUGUACUAAGAUAUAUUUAAAAACGUAGUUCCCGCGUCAUUCUCUUUCUUUUUUAUAAUAUAUUUUUUUUAUAAGUGGCCAGUUCUAACCUUUUUCAAUCUGUUGCUUAUUUCAAAGAGGUUGCGUGAUUGUAUUUUCAAACAUACCCGCCGGCAAGGACAUCUAUUGCAGAGAUGUCCUUAAAAAUCACAACAUGCUAAAUGGGACAUCACUAACUAUUUAUGUCUUACUUAGUUACAUAAAAUGUUUAAUCUAAUCGUACUUGCUUCUCAUUAUUGUAUCAUAUCCUUGAAAAAAUUAACAAUAUCCAUAUAAAUGCUAUAAAUACUUAUUCCUGAAUCUGUACAUCAUGAUUAGGAUGGAAAGGCAUUAAGCCAGAAAUGAUCCAUCCAAAACUAGUAUUUUGAGCUAUUAAAGAGUUUGACGGGUUUCUUUUUAUUCCAUUUUUUAUAAUAAAACCGUAAACAUUACUACCAAGUAACAAAUCAAUGUCUUUAGAAAUAUUAAAUUCAGGAUCAGCUAAGUAAUGAUGCUCUAAGUUCCAUCUUAAACAGUUUAAAUGUAUAUCUUGUUCUGGUAAAGGUGAUGUUACUUUAGGGACGACAUAAGCAUUCACAUUUAAUUUGAAAGUAGGAUCAACUCUAGACUUUAAGGUGAUUUGAACCAUGUACUUUACCUCUGUAGACAUUUUGUUACCUAAGCUAAAUAUAUUUCUAUGGACUGGUAUUUUUUUUAAAUGUAAUCGUUGAACAGCAGCCUCAGUUAUGAAACAGGCUUGUGAGCUUUGGUCUAUUAAGGUCCUUAUUUGAUUAUGUACAUUAUCUUUUGACUUAACGGUUACUAAAGCAGUAGGUAGUAAAACAUUUGAUGGUUUAUAUUUUUUAUCAUUAUUAUGAUCAGAUGGACUAUUUGGAACUAUAGAAUAAUUAUAAUUUCCUUGUACGUUAUGAUGUAAAAGAGAAUGGUGUCGCUGAUGACAAAUUCGACAUGUACUUGGUUUCCUACACUCGGAUAUAAUAUGGUUACCACCUAAACAAUUUAUACAUAUGUUGUUAUUAUUUACAAAAUCUUGUCUAUCUUCUAAAGAAAGCUUUACAAAUUUUUUACAAAAACACAACUUAUGUUUUUCGGAGCAAAACUCACAAUGUCUAUAUGUAAGAUUUACAGUUAACAUGCACUUUGUUACGUGAGAAGGUGAGCUACUGGCCUGAUUUUCGUUCUCUAAAUUUUCUAAUGCUCUGAAACGUUUUUCUAUAAAAUGUUGAAAGUGUUUUAAUUUCGGCAAUUCAUUCGAACCCAGAUCAAAAGUGUACAGCUCCCACUCCUUUCGAGUCUCUGGGUCCAGCUUUUCGGAAACUAUAUGGAUUAUAAUUGGAUCCCAGGUACUCACGUCUACAUCUAAAUUAAGAAGUGCACUUAGGCAAUCAUUAGUUGUAUCCAAAAUACCUUUCAACAAAUCUCCCGACUCAAUUUUCAUACACUUCUGAUUGAACAACCUUUUCAGAAUGCAGUUAAUAAGGUAUUUUUUGUUGUUAUAACGUUUUUCUAACUUUUCCCAGCAUUGAGUGUAAUUUUCAUUGGUUAUAGGUGUGUGCCUGACCAGCUUUUCGGCUUCUCCUGUUAGGUAGCUUUUAAGAUAGUGUAGCUUUUGUAAAUCAUUAAGUGAAUUAUUGUUGUGAAUUAGAGAAAGAAAAAGAUUUCGAAAUGUUGACCAUUCUGAAUAGGCCCCUGAAAACAUAGGAAUGCAAAUCUUUGGUAGUUUUAUCACGGGAUUUGCAUGAACAACAGAGUUAUUUUUCGAUUCGGCUAAGGCAGAGGCUGAAGCGUAUUGCUUAAGAAUUAUCAUGAACUGUGUUUUACAAAUAAUGAAUGCUUCCUCAGUCUUUUCGUACAUAGAAUUACAUACAUAUUCUGUGUUAUACAAUUGUUCUUGUUCUACGAAACUAUAAAGUUUAACAUCGUUAUCUUUAAACAAAUUCCAAUUUUGUUCUAGAUUAUUUAUUCUAACUUCAAUUUGUUCUUGCGAUAGUUGUUCUCUAGGAAAGUUUUUUAAAUUAGUAAGAGCUUUUUCAAUUAAUAGUUUAAGGCGCUUCUGAACAUUAAUCAAAACCUCCAUAUUUACAUCGAUCUAAGUACUUCUAUUAACUAAACCUAGGUUGGUAAGUAUAUUAAAAAGAAAAUGAAAAGAAAUUGUCUUUAAAAACUGUUCUCAUUAACUAAUAUUGAAGCGAUCUUGAUGACUUCCUUAAACUAAACCACAGAUCUUCUUUAAACACACACGACUGUUCAGAAAAAAUCAGUUAUUAUACGUAGAAAUGAGCGAUGAUUAUACUUCACUGACUGUAGACGAGUUCCUGUUGGACAUUGAUGUUGCAAAACUGAUCACGGCUUUGUAUUCCAGUUGUCGCUUUGCGUAUAGAAACAUAUAUGAUGUCAUCUAUUUAUUACGGUGGAAAGCAGCUCAAUUAAGUCAGAGCGGGAUUUUUUUGCUGCAGAAACUAAUUUGGUUGAGGUGUAAAAUUAGCUGGAAAUUAUUUGGCUCGAUUGAGGACCAAUGUUAAAUCGAUGAUGCAUGCAUUUAUUUAUUCACUUUACUGAAACUUGUAAAGAAAGAUAAUGUUCUAUGAAGUAAAACUGCACUUAUUCUAAAUAAUCACUGCACUUAUAUAUUUGUACUCAUUGACAUUUAAUGUGUUAUAUAAAUUACAAAAUUAAUAUGAACUUAAAACAUUUGUACUAAGAUAUAUUUAAAAACGUAGUUCCCGCGUCAUUCUCUUUCUUUUUUAUAAUAUAUUUUUUUUAUAAGUGGCCAGUUCUAACCUUUUUCAAUCUGUUGCUUAUUUCAAAGAGGUUGCGUGAUUGUAUUUUCAAACAACGUUAUUUUGGGAGAUUAUUGUCAUACAAAUGUUUUCCACUCAGUUAUCCGAAUAUUAUUCGAAAUCCUAUGAAAAACGUUGUGUUAUUGGAAAUAGUCUUAAUAAUAACUUCAGGCUGGAAUAUAGAACGAGAUAAUGUACUUGAACUCUGUAAUCGUGAUCGUAAGGCGAAAAUAUUAGAUAAGGCAAUAAAAAGUAAAUAAUAUGA
Amyelois transitella is the source of this 6060-nucleotide messenger RNA. RefSeq names its product lens fiber major intrinsic protein. The transcript is spliced from 5 exons. Gene Ontology annotation, molecular function: water channel activity. Gene Ontology annotation, cellular component: plasma membrane. The record is from RefSeq and is a predicted model, not a curated record. Lineage: Eukaryota; Metazoa; Arthropoda; Insecta; Lepidoptera; Pyralidae. The coding region runs from base 450 to 1199 and encodes 249 amino acids. Gene Ontology annotation, biological process: transmembrane transport.